AUGACCCCAUCACAAAUACCGAACCACCGUCCGGACUCCCAAACCCCAAGCGCAUACCAAACCCCCCUGGCCCCAGCCCACCGCCCUGACCGGCACCACCGUCCGUCGAAGAAGGCUGGCUUCCCGAGAUUGUUAAGGACAAAUCGUAAGAACCCAUCCCUCGUCCUUCACGGAACCCCAGCUAACAGCCCUAGGACUCUCGACCUUCAAUCCAUCCUCGAAAAACCCUCCCUAAUCUCCGCCCUAGCGAGCCAGCACCCUUCCCACACCGCCCGUCAGGAGAACCUCGAAUCCCUUUUGCAGCUGAAUAAAGACCUUGCAACCCGGCUCCUGGAAAUGCAAUCCCGCGUCGAAGACCUACGCGCCUCGACGGAGUCCCUCCUGCUGACGCACCAAUCACUUGAGGUAUCGUGGCGCAAGAAGCAGACAGAGAUGGAUUCCGCGCUGGCGCCGUGGUCGCCGAAAGCGCUGUACCAGCGGCUUAGCGCAGCGAUUGCCGAGCAGGAGGCUGUUUGUCAUGCUGUGGAGGAGAGUUUUCUGGACGAGGAUCACCACGGCCGGGCAACGGAGAAGGAGACCUCAGAUUGGGUCAGGAGAGUGAGGGCUGAGGCGGCGAAGUUGGCGGCGAGGAAGGAGGCGAAGGCUAGGUGGGACGAGGGGAGGGUUGGGGGGUGGCGGUGA
Penicillium chermesinum is the source of this 681-nucleotide messenger RNA. RefSeq names its product vacuolar protein sorting family 37 protein. Lineage: Eukaryota; Fungi; Ascomycota; Eurotiomycetes; Eurotiales; Aspergillaceae. The record is from RefSeq and is a predicted model, not a curated record. Gene Ontology annotation, biological process: protein targeting to vacuole; protein targeting to membrane; ubiquitin-dependent protein catabolic process via the multivesicular body sorting pathway. The transcript has a single exon. Bases 1 to 681 code for a protein of 226 amino acids. Gene Ontology annotation, cellular component: ESCRT I complex.